GGCUGCCCGUGCCCCGCGGGCCAUGGCGGAGCGGCGCUGGAGCGCGGGCGCGGCCGGCGCCGUUUAUCGCUCCCGCGACCCGGUGCGGAACCUGCGGCUGCGGGUCCGCAUCCAGCGCGUGGCAUCGGCCGGGCCGCUCCUGCCGCCCCUCCCGGGCGGCCCCGCAGCCCCGGGCCCGGGGGGCCGCGCCGAGCCCGCCCGGGGGGAGCGCGGGGGCAGCGGGGGCUGCGGGGCCUGCCCCGCCGGCGCGCGGCGGCCCCCGGGCGAGGAGGAGGAGGAGGAGGCCGAGGUGCGGUGGCAGGAGAAGCUCUUCAGCCAGUUUGAGGUGGAUCUGUAUCAAAAUGAGUCAGCCUGCCAGACUCCCCUGGACCGGCAGUACCACGAGGAGAUCAUGAAACUGGAGAAGGCCGGAGGUCGGAAGAACUGUCGCAUCUUCACCUACACUGAUCAUGACCGGUUCACCAAUCUAGAGGAGCACUGUCAGAAGGUAACUGACUCAGAUCAUGAGGUUCCAUCAUAUCUGGCAGAGAGGAUGGCCAACGUGAGGAGGAGAAGACAAGACCGUAGGCUGAUAGAAGCAAGUUCUCUGAAGUCAAAAGUCAUCACCUGGGAACCCUCAGAAGAAUUUAUAAAGAACAACCAUGUGAUUAACACUCCUGUCCAGACCAUGUACAUCAUGGGGGAUUUGGGACCUUAUGGGAAGCUUGGUCACAGGGAGUAUGAACAUGUUCUUUGCACGGUCAAGGUGGAUGGCAAUGGGGUGAUCACAGUGAAACCUGACUUCACUGACACCCAAGGAGCCUACUGGAUCGAGCUGGAUGGAAAGAAGCGGGAGGUGUGGAAAUACACCAUUGAGAAUGCAUCUGUCCAGGUGCAGCCAGAGGAGGAGGAGCGUGAGCAGCGCGUGUUCAGAGACCUGUACGGGCGGCACAAGGAAUACCUCAGUGGCCUCGUGGGCUCAGAAUUUGAAAUGACUCUUCCUGGCUCACUGCGGCUCUUUGUGAAUGGAGAAAUAGUUUCAGCUCAAGGCUAUGAGUACGACAACCUCUAUGUUCAUUUCUUCCUGGAGCUGCCUAACCAAUGGUCAAGCCCUGCAUUCCAGCAGCUAUCAGGAGUGACACAGACCUGUGCCACCAAGACAGUGGGCUGGGAAAACGUGGCAUAUUUCUGCUACCCCUUCACUUUGGAGAUGUUUUUCACCCAGGGAGAUGAAUCAGAAGACAGUCUCCCACAGUGGCCUGUUCUUUACUUUGAGGUCCUUUCCAUGGAUUUCUGGCAGAGGUACCGUGUUGAAGGAUACGGUUCCUUGGUGCUGCCAGCAUCUCCAGGUCUCCACAUGCUCACCAUUCCUACCUGGCGUCCUGUGGAGCUGGGGACAGUCGCUGAGCUGAGGAGAUUUUUCAUUGGUGGAUCUCCUGAGCUGGAGGACAUAACCUACAGCAGAAUACCAUCAACUUUCAAGGGAGAGCGUCUGAGCCGCCUUGGCUUCCGCACAGAGACCACGGGGAGCGUCACGUUCCGGCUGUGCUGCCUGCAGCAGUCCAAAGCCUUCCUGGAGACCAGUGCCCUGAGGCAGCGCAUGCAGAGUGUGCUGGACCGGCUUGGAGGCUUCAGCCAGCAGAGCUGUGUCUCCAACGUUUUGGGUAGGGCUUUCAGUGUCAUUCUCCCUUGCAAACCUUUGGCUCACUUUUUCCCCCUGUUUUUUACAGAGUGGGCAGGAUAUUUCAGGAGAAUCCAUUACUGGGGGGAUAAUUGUCCACCAAUGAGCCCUCUUGAGUCCAUAGCAGAGGUUAAGUAUUCUGAUCUGAGCUGGAAACUUCAGGAGGCAGCAGCUCUGAGCAGGCAGGAGGGAUAACCUGGCACAGGUUGCCCGGGGAGGUUGUGGAUGCCCCCCCUGAAGGUCUUCAAGGGCAGGUUGGAUGGGGCUUUGAGCCACCUGUUCUGGUGGGAGGUGUCCCUGCCCAUGGCAGGGGGCUUGCAAGUAGAUGAUCUUUAAAGAUGGUCCCUUCUAACCCAAACCAGUCUGUGAUUCUGUAACCACUCUGUGAGGGCAGAGCUGAGGCUGGGCUGGCACUGAGCACAGCUUGUGGCACUGAUGAGGCUCUGUCUCUGAUUCCAUUUAGCACAGAGCAAAGACAGUGCUAGAAGGUAGAGAAAAGAGCAGCACAGACUGGGUGCUUUAUUGGUGGAACUCCAUAACAGAAAAGUGUGACUCCUGCUCCAGGAGGGAUGAUGUUCACUGGGCAGACUCAUCCCUGCUGUCUGAUGCAUGCUGGCUUGCUGUCACCUGCUCUGUUGCAGAGGCUUUCCAGAGGGCACGGCGCCGGAUGCAGGAAGCACGUCAGAGCCUUCCCCAGGACCUCAUCAGCCCCUCUGCCUCCACCGGGCA
Molecule: messenger RNA, 2389 nt
Organism: Apus apus (common swift)
Lineage: Eukaryota; Metazoa; Chordata; Aves; Apodiformes; Apodidae
Gene: MKS1
Product: MKS transition zone complex subunit 1
Exons: 16
Coding region: 23-1855 (610 amino acids)
Biological process (GO): cilium assembly
Cellular component (GO): MKS complex
Source: RefSeq, a predicted model, not a curated record